Oppiella nova is the source of this 950-nucleotide messenger RNA. The record is from the annotation of a GenBank genome assembly. Lineage: Eukaryota; Metazoa; Arthropoda; Arachnida; Sarcoptiformes; Oppiidae.
UUAUCAGUUAUUGCGGCCAUUGUCUGCUUCCCUGUAGCGCCAAGACUAAGGAUAUAAUGCCUAUUCUUAACAAAAAGGCCGGUUAUCCACUCGACACGCCAUUGGAGUUGUAUGAGGAGGUGAAACCCAAUAUGGUUGAGCGCAUAGAGGACUUGGAGGCCCCGCUCAACAAAGUGUUGGACGAACUGAUGGACGGCGACAUCAUUGUGUUUCAGAGGGCGGACCUCACGCUGGGACCCGAAUGUGAAUUACCAAACGUUAAGGAGUACUUCAAGGAUCUGCUGUUCAGAGUGGAAGUGACGUUCUGUGAUAAGACUAAUCCAACGGAUCCCGGAUUUAUAAUCGAGUUGUCACUCAAAAUGAAUUACGAACAGAUCGCUCAGGCGGUCGCCACCAGACUCGGCACCGAUCCCUAUUUGAUUCAGUUCUUCAAGAAUCAAAGCUACCGGGACGGACCCGCCGGCCCCCUCAGGUGUAACUACGACGGCACGCUUAAGGAUAUACUGGUUUACUACAAGCCUCGGCAACCAAAGAAAAUAUACUAUCAACAGCUCACGAUACGAAUCAAUGAACUCGAGAAUAAAAAGCCGUUUAAAUGUGUUUGGGUUAACAGCAAACUCAAGGAAGAGAAAGAGAUACAGUUAUAUCCGAACAAAAACGGAACGGUUCACGACCUCAUCGAUGAGGCCAAGAAGCAGAUCGAGAUGAACGAGGACUGGUCGGGGCGACUACGGCUCCUGGAGGUCACCAGUUAUAAAAUAAAUUCAAUACUGGCCGAAGACAUACUCCUCGAGUGUCUCAAUCCGACCGGAAACAAGACCUACAGAAUAGAGGAGACGCCGAAGGAUGAGCUGCGUCUGGAAGCGGGAGAGUUCUUAGUGCCCGUCGCCCACUUCCAUAAGGAGGCCUACCAGACGUUCGGCGUUCCCUUUUUGCUCAAACUAAAGCAC